GCGGGAGAUAUAAACAUGGCGUCCCCUGAGCGAGGCGGCAGUUUGAGCUGUUGGCAGAAAACUCCUAGCAAAUCCUUGGAAGUCUUUGAAUAUCACGACGAAAACACACCUUUGAGCCCAGGAGAAGUAAAAACCAUGCGAAACCAAAGUAAAGCUACAACAAGACUAUUUACAUCUUCGAGAAAAGCAAAGCCCUUUUCUGUUCACGGUGACUCACCACAAAGUCUGGUCAAACUAACGUCUGGUUCGGAUUCCCAAGAGAGAAGAAAGACACUCCAAGUCCUUCAGCCUUCGGCUUCUAGCAAAGGAGUACUUGUUGGCAGCAGUGUCGUUAGAAAAGAGAAGUUGCAGGGCAAAGAGAAGAAAAAAUCAAAUGCAAAGCAGACUAAAUUUAAAGUUCACAACUCAGAAGAAAAAAGCUCAACAUCAUCGGAUUCUUCUGACACGGAAUCAACCAAGAGAAGCUCUAGCGAACAGGUUACUGAUGAUGAUAAAAAGUCAGUCAGUGAUGAAGCCUUUGCACUUAUGAUUCAAGAACCAGCCCCAGAGAGCUACUGGCAACUACUGGCUGAAGAGAGAAGACUUGCUCUGCAAGAAACCUUAGAGGAAAAUCAAAGGUUAUGCAAGGAGUUGGAGGCCAUGAAAGAGCGCUGUAGUAAGCUUGAGGAGGUCGCCGGCCAGGCAGAGUACUUUGCAAGUCUUUAUUCUAUGGUAAUGGAAGGUGGAACAGCUGUUCUGGACUCGAGUGAUGCUGAAUCAGAUGGGCAAGAUACAAAAGAAGAGAGCCAAGAUAAUACUUAUCAAGACGAUACUAAUCAAGAAUCAGCGUAGACAACUUUUAUUCACUUUUACUCAAGCUACAUUAAUUUUAAAUCUCCAUAGCUAAUGAAAGGAACAUCUAUACGGGAGAUGUAAAUACAAAGAUUAUGUUUUGAAAUUUUUUCAGAAAAUUUUUUUUGCUUAUUUUAACUGGCUCAGACAACAGAUCAUUGGACUGUUCACAAUUUGUUCGAAUUUUUUUGUUUACACUUUUUCUAAUUUUUCUUUGUAAAUACAGAGCAAAAAAUGCUGACUGUUUUACAUUUAUUUAAAGUUUAUACAAUAUAAACUCGGUAGAGCAAAUUUUCACAUUUCAUGUAAAUACACUUUCUUUUUGUGCUGGCUUGACUACUAGACUGAUAUUUGACUAUUACCCUAGGCCUGUGAACAGGGGGAGUGGGGUGUGUGCCCCAUUGGCCAAAAAGUCUAUCUUUUUUCCAUAUGAUAUCAGCAGGUUUGCUAGGCAUGUUUUUUUUAUGAUAUAGAUAUUAUUUUGUCUAGAUUCCAGUGUUUUUGACUUUUCUUUCAGUCCUUCAUCAGGGCAGCUGAGUUUUUUUCCUAAAAUUAUAAGUAAAUGACCAUUAGGUGGCUGUUUCCCCAGUUUAACUAUUGCCCUUAUAUUGUGGCCCCUGUUUUUCAAUGUCUGUCAUGGCCCUGCUGAAGAAUUGUCAAAUCUCACCUGUAAUUCUGUAAAUUAAUAAUUGAUACUUUAUUUGUAUGUGGCCAUUUUACUAAGUAAAUUUGAACAGAAUAA
Nematostella vectensis (starlet sea anemone) is the source of this 1573-nucleotide messenger RNA. Its product is annotated as geminin. Gene Ontology annotation, cellular component: nucleus. The coding region runs from base 16 to 831 and encodes 271 amino acids. The transcript has 8 exons. The record is from RefSeq and is a predicted model, not a curated record. Lineage: Eukaryota; Metazoa; Cnidaria; Anthozoa; Actiniaria; Edwardsiidae. Gene Ontology annotation, biological process: negative regulation of DNA replication; negative regulation of cell cycle.